AUGGUGACCGUCGCGAAACCCAGACAAACACCACAACGUGUCAUUUGCUCUAAAAUAUUACACUCAACAUAAGAGAACCUCUCUUCAUCAAUUCUCAGUUUGCUUUUCGUGUAAAAAUCUUCAGAACCACCACCUUCCUGCUUUCUCUCACUGUAAAACCAAAAAGCUAAAAAAAACCUAAUUUAUCUCUCACUCACUGAGUCACUCGCCAUGAUUGAGUUAUCUUCAACAGUACCGAGUCAGAUUCGGUUCCUCCUUCAUUCCUUGAACGAAGCUAACGUUGAUUCCGUCUUUCGUGACCUCUGCCAGUUUAUGGAGUAUGAACUUGAAGGAAGUAUUUUGACGCUCCAAACAUGUUUGGAUUAUUUGAAGACUGACUUGAAAAACAUGCAUUUGGAACCCGUACUUGCAUCGGUUUUCAAGUUUGUUUUGGACAAACCCAAUUUCGCUACCGUGUUUUGUCAGUCUUUGAAAAGUACGGAGAUCACUGAAGAUUUCUUAGAGAAGUUGUCCAAUUUAUUGAAGUUAUCUGUGGCUGAGAAAAUUGGCACUGGUCUCGCGCUCUCUGAAUCAGAGAAUGCUGAUACCAGGAUGUUCGCUAAGAAGUUCUGUUUGGCUAAAAUUGAGGAAUUGUGUGCAAAUCCUGUUCCAAUGAACUCUGUUGAGCAAAUUCAGAAUAUUGUUAUGUUCCUCCAGCGGUCUGAGGGGCUUUCCAAGCAUGUUGAUAACUUUAUGCAGAUGUUGUCGUUAAUGCAGUCCAAAGAUGUUGUCCCAUUUGUUUUAACUCCGUUGAUUUCUGAUGAAUUGCGCGAGGCCAAUUUUUUGAGGAAUAUGGAUCUCAUCCAUGGAAGUACAGAUAGUGAAUUUGAUGCUAUUUUAGCUGAAAUGGAGGAGGAGAUGAGCCUGGGAGAUAUUGUGAAAGAGUUAGGCUAUGGAUGCACAUUUGAUGUGUUGCACUGCAAAGAAAUAUUAUCCCCUUUUCUACCACUGACAGAAGUUACCAUUUCUAAGAUACUUGGAACAAUUGCCCGCAACCUUACCGGUCUUGAGGACAACCAGAGCACAUUUUCAACGUUUGGCUUGGCUCUUGGUUGUAACAUUACAACUGAUCUUCCACAGUUAAGCUCCUGGGACAUUGACGUCCUUGUAAAGACAAUCAAGCAACUUGCUCCUGGUACUAACUGGAUUCAAGUUAUUGAAAACCUGGAUCAUGAAGGAUUUUACAUACCUAAUGAGGAGGCAUUCUCCUUUCUGAUGUCUGUAUAUAGACAGACAUGCCAGGAUCCGUUCCCUCUCCAUGCCAUCUAUGGGUCUCUUUGGAAGAAUACUGAAGGUCAGCUAUCUUUUCUGAAACAUGCAGUACUGGCACCACCAGAAGUGUUCACCUUUGCCCAUUCUGGAAGGCAGCUGAACUAUAUUGAUGCUUUGCAUGGCCAUAAGCUUCAAGUUGGGCAUUCUAAUCAUGCGUGGGUGUGCCUUGACCUUUUGGAUAUGCUUUGUCAACUGGCUGAGAGGGGUCAUGCUAGUUCUGUUCGAUCAAUGCUUGAGUAUCCUCUCAAACACUGUCCAGAAUUGUUGCUUCUUGGGAUGUCACAUAUCAAUACUGCCUACAGCCUCCUCCAAUAUGAAGUGUCUUUUAUGGUUUUCCCUCUUAUAAUCAAAAGUGCUGCUGGUAGUGGUAUGAUGCUUUACCUCUGGCAUCUGAACCCUAAUCUUGUGUUGCGGGGAUUUGUAGAUGCUCACAAUGUUGAACCAAACAUCAUGACUGAGAUAUUGGAUGCUUGUCAAGAGCUAAAGAUUUUGUCAUCGGUAUUAGACAUGAUUCCCUUUCCUUCUGGUAUCAGAUUAGCAGCCCUUGCUUCAAGAAAAGAGCUUAUAGACCUUGAAAAGUGGCUGGGUAAUAAUUUAAUUACAUACAAGGAUUCAUUCUUCGAGGAAUGUCUCAAGUUUCUUAAGGAGAUUCAGCCUGGUGGAUCACAGGAUUUUGCAGCCAAACCUAUUCAUCCUCAAAGUACCAUUGUGAAUCUUUAUUCAGAGACUGGUUCAUCCUUCCUGAAGGUCCUUAAAGCCCAUACCAGCUUAGUUAUAUCUACCCAACUUUCUGAGGAAAUGGAAAGGUUGCAUGUAACAGUUAUGGACUCUAAUCCAAGGCUGCAGAAUGGUAGCUCGGCAGAUUCAUCUACCCCUGAUGGGUUUUCGGAUGAUGUUGAGGCAGAGGCAAACUCUUAUUUCCAUCAAAUGUUUUCUGGUCAUCUGACAAUAGAUUCCAUGGUUCAAAUGCUUGCUCGAUUCAAGGAAUCUUCUGUGAAAAGGGAACAAUUGAUUUUUGAGUGCAUGAUUGGCAAUCUAUUUGAAGAAUAUAGAUUCUUCCCAAAGUAUCCAGAAAGGCAACUAAAAAUUGCUGCUCUUCUUUUUGGUUCUGUUAUCAAGCACCAGCUUGUUACUCAUCUCACUCUUGGGAUUGCCUUGCGUGGUGUUUUAGACGCGCUUCGGAAACCUCCAGAUUCCAAAAUGUUUGUGUUUGGGACCAAGGCUUUGGAGAAUUUUGUGGAUCGUUUGAUUGAAUGGCCACAGUAUUGCAAUCACAUCUUACAAAUAUCGCAUCUGCGUGGCACUCAUGCUGAUCUUGUUGCUUUCAUUGAACGAGCACUUGCCAGGAUUUCAUCAGGGCAUUUGGAAUCAGAUGGAAUUAACAAUGCUUCUGCUGCUCAUCACCAUGGUUUGUCUCAGGCUGCCUCAGUAAAUGGAGAGUCAAAUAGCAUUAACAUUCAACAGGCUGGGCAGCAGCUUUCCUCUACACUCCAUCUUCAACAGAGACAUGAAAGUUCUCUUGAUGACCGUUUGAAAGCAUCUGCUGCUCCAUUUAAUGAGACUAAACAAUUUGCAUCUGCGGCUCCAUUUAAUGAGAGUAAACAAUUUCUAUCUUCCAGUGUGCAAUCUUCAGUUGCCCCCUCAAGUGAUGUUUCUAGCAUUCAGAAGGGUACAGUUACUUCUUCGGCUUUGUUAUCUUCUCCUGGUUCUGUCCGUCCUUUCCGAGUAGUUACCUCCACCAGGUUUGGCUCUGCAUUGAACAUCGAAACACUUAUGGCUGCUGCUGAGAGAAGAGAAACACCAAUAGAGGCUCCAGGAUCAGAGAUUCAUGACAAAGUAUCAUUCAUGAUUAAUAAUAUUUCAGUUGCAAAUGUUGAACCUAAAGCAAAAGAAUUUACUGAAAUACUAAAGGAGCAGUACUAUCCCUGGUUUGCGCAGUACAUGGUCAUGAAAAGAGCAAGCAUUGAGCCCAAUUUUCAUGAUUUGUACUUGAAGUUCCUUGAUAAAGUUAAUUCAAAAGCUUUAAAUAAGGAGAUUGUCCAAGCCACAUAUGAAAACUGCAAGGUUCUUUUGGGAUCAGAGCUUAUAAAAUCUAGUUCAGAAGAGCGUUCAUUGCUUAAAAAUUUGGGAAGUUGGCUUGGGAAAUUAACUAUUGGAAGGAACCAAGUUCUGAGGGCACGUGAGAUAGAUCCCAAAUCUUUGAUCAUGGAGGCAUAUGAGAAGGGAUUGAUGAUUGCAGUUAUACCAUUUACAUCCAAGGUUCUAGAGCCAUGCCAAAACAGUCUAGCAUACCAACCUCCUAAUCCUUGGACUAUGGGCAUUCUUGGAUUGCUGGCUGAGAUCUACUCAAUGCCGAACUUGAAAAUGAACCUCAAAUUUGAUAUAGAGGUAUUGUUCAAGAACCUUGGUGUAGAUAUGAAGGACAUAGCACCAACUUCUCUUCUUAAGGACCGGAAAAGGGAAAUCGAAGGGAAUCCUGAUUUUUCCAAUAAAGAUAUAGGAGCAUCCCAACCACAGAUGCUUCCAGAAGUUAAAUCUGGAAUUAUAUCUCCCCUAAAUCAUGUUGAGCUACCACUUGAGGGUGCAAGCCCACCUAAUUCUGGCGUUCAUGCUCAUAUGUUAUCUCAGUACACCUCUCCUGUCCAUCUUUCUUCGGGUACAUUGAUGGAGGAUGAAAAACUAGCUGCAUUAGGCUUGUCUGAUCAGCUCCCUUCUGCACAAGGACUAUUCCAAGCUACUCCAUCCCAGUCAACAUUUCCGGCUAGUCAGCUUCCCACAGCAAUACCUAACAUCGGAACUCAUGUUAUUAUCAAUCAGAAGUUAAAUUCUUGGGGCUUACAUGUGCAUUUUCAAAGACUGGUUCCUACUGUAAUGGACAGAGCCAUCAAAGAUAUUGUCUCUGGUAUUGUUCAGAGAAGUGUUUCUAUUGCAACACAGACAACAAAAGAGCUUGUUUUGAAGGAUUAUGCCAUGGAAUCCGAUGAAACACGAAUAUAUAAUGCAGCGCACUUAAUGGUUGCCAGUUUGGCUGGAAGCUUAGCUCAUGUAACAUGCAAGGAGCCAUUACGUAGUUCAAUAUCAAGUCAGCUAAGGAAUUCAGUUCAGGGUUUCUCCUUAACAAGUGAAAUUCUGGAGCAUGCUGUGCAACUUGUUACUAAUGAUAACCUUGAUCUUGGGUGUGCGGUGAUUGAACAGGCUGCUACUGAUAAGGCCAUACAAACCAUUGACACGGAAAUAGCUCAACAACUUCUAAGAAGGAAGCAUAGAGAUGGUGUUGGUCCAGCAUUUUUUGAUGCAAACAUGUACACCCAAAGUUCUAUGGGCGUUGUACCUGAGGCCCUUCGCCCCAAGCCUGGUCACUUGACUCCCUCUCAACAGCGAGUUUACGAGGAUUUUGUUCGGCUUCCGUGGCAAAACCAAUCUAGCCAGAGCUCACAUGUCAUCCCUACGGGUUCUGCUUCUUCUGGUGCUACUGGUCUUGCUAGUGCAUACGGUUCAGUUUCAUUGGAUGUGGCUUCAGAAGCCAUUGAAUCUAAUUCAGCUGCACUUCUUAGUUCUGCAUCAAUUCAUAGUGCGACGGCUGAUGGUGUUAUCCAACAAAGUUCUGAAAACAAUUCCACCAGUGCUUCAAUUUCUGCUACCACUUCCUCUGAACUUAGUCCAGUGGAAUCCUCAGAUGUUGUAAAGGAAGCGGGAGUUUCUUCUCAACCAUCAUCUUCAUCAGUUGCUUCUGAGCGUGUUGGGAGUAGCAUUGCAGAUGCUUCAUUGAACACUAGGGAUGCGUUGGACAAGUACCAGAUUAUUGCGCAGAAGUUGGAGACUUUGGUGACUAGUGAUUCUAGAGAAGCUGAAAUCCAGGGGGUAGUUGCAGAGGUUCCUGAAAUCAUAAGUAGAUGUGUCAGUCGAGAUGAGGCUGCCUUGGCUGUAGCACAAAAGGUUUUCAAGGGUUUAUAUGAGAAUGCAUCAAACAGUUUUCACGUUAAUGCCUGCCUUGCUAUUCUGGCUGCAAUUCGUGAUGUGUGCAAGCUUGUGGUUAAAGAACUCACUAGCUGGGUGAUUUACUCAGACGAGGAGCGAAAGUUCAAUAAAGAUAUUACCCUUGGCCUGAUGCGUAGUGAAUUGCUCAACCUUGCAGAGUACAAUGUUCAUAUGGCAAAACUCAUUGAUGGGGGAAGGAAUAAGGUUGCAACGGACUUUGCUGUUUCCCUCAUCCAAGCUUUGAUUGUUGAAGAAUCCAGUGUCAUCUCUGAACUCCACAAUCUUGUCGAUGCUCUGGCCAAGCUUGCCGCAAAACCUGGAUCUUCCGAGUCAUUACAACAGCUUAUUGAGAUUGCUAGGAAUCCUGGUGUCAAUGCAGCUGCUCUAACUAGUCCAGCUCUUGGAAAGGAGGACAAGACAAGACAGUCUAGAGACAAACCUUCCAAUCAGUUGAUAGCUAGCAGGGAAGAAUAUAGCAACAUUGAACCUGUGGAACCAGAUGGUUUUCAUGAGCAGGUUUCCAUGCUUUUUGCGGAAUGGUAUCGGAUAUGUGAACUUCCUGGUGCAAAUGACGCAGCUUCUAACCAUUACAUCUUACAGCUGCAUCAAAAUGGAUUGCUGAAGGGGGACGAGACGACAGAUCGCUUUUUUCGCGUACUCAUGGAGCUCUCUGUUGCGCACUGCUUGUCCUCUGAGGUGAUCAAUUCUAGUGUACUGCAAUCACCUCAUCAAAUGCAGAAUCUCUCCUUCCUUGCUAUUGAUAUCUAUGCAAAAUUGGUCAUUGCAAUCCUAAAGGUGGAGCAGGGAUCAAGUAAACUCUUUCCUUUGUCAAAGAUCUUGUCCAUCACUGUGAGAUUCAUACAAAAGGAUUCGGAGGAGAAGAAAAAUUCUUUUAAUGCAAGACCAUAUUUCAGAUUGUUUAUAAGUUGGCUUCAAGAUCUCCUUUCCCCAGAGCCUGUUGUCGAUGGUGUAAACUUUCAGAUCUUGACAGCCUUUGCUGGUGCAUUCCACAAUCUGCAGCCCCUUAAAGUUCCUGGUUUCAGCUAUGUAUGGCUCUCAUUGGUGAGUCAUAGGAGUUUCAUGCCAAGAUUGCUCAUAGGAAAUGCACAGAAGGGCUGGCCCUAUGUUCAGCGGUUGCUGGUAGACUUGUUCCAGUUCCUGGAGCCCUAUUUGAGGAAUGCCGAGCUGGCAGUGCCAGUUCACUUGCUAUAUAAAGGUACACUUAGGGUGCUUUUGGUGCUGCUACAUGAUUUCCCUGAGUUCCUUUGUGAUUACCAUUUCACUUUCUGUGAUGUGAUUCCUCCAAGCUGCAUACAAAUGCGUAAUAUUAUUCUUAGUGCUUUCCCCCUCAAUAUGAGGCUUCCAGAUCCAUCAACUCCCAACUUAAAGAUUGAUUUGCUUCCGGAAAUUAGGGAACCUCCUCACAUUCUCUCCGAGGUUGAUGCAGCUCUUAAAGUAAAGCAGAUGAAAGCUGAUGUAGAUGAGUAUCUCAAGACUAGGCAACAGGGUUCUUCAUUCCUGACUGAAUUGAAGCAGAGAUUGCUCCUUUCACCUAGUGAAGCUGCAUCUGCCGGAACCCGUUAUAAUGUACCGUUGAUCAACUCCCUUGUCCUUUAUGCUGGAAUGCAGGCCAUCCAGCAGCUGCAGGCAAGAACAUCUCAUGGACAAUCGGCAGGAAAUACUGUUCCUUUAGCUGUAUUUUUGGUGGAUGCUGCUUUAGAUAUCUACCAGACGCUUAUACUGGACCUAGACACAGAAGGCCGAUACCUCUUUCUAAAUGCUGUUGCUAAUCAACUGCGCUAUCCGAAUAACCACACACAUUACUUCUCCUUUGUUUUGCUUUACUUAUUUGCUGAAUCAAACCAGGAAAUUAUCCAAGAGCAGAUUACAAGAGUUCUUUUGGAACGUCUAAUUGUUAAUCGACCACAUCCGUGGGGCCUUCUGAUUACUUUCAUCGAGCUCAUCAAGAAUCCUAGAUACAACUUUUGGAAUCGAUCGUUCAUAAGGUGCGCACCGGAGAUAGAGAAACUAUUUGAGUCAGUUGCUAGAUCAUGCGGCGGCUUGAAGCCCAUGGAUGACAGCAUGGUCUCUGGUUGGGUUUCUGAGAGCGCACACUGACCCUUCUUGACAAUCAUGUAUGCGCCACUUGAAGUUUUCAAAUUACGCAUUAUUCUGCGACUAGAUUAUUUUGGCCCACAUUUCGAAAACCCUAAUUUGUACCCUGUCUGUACAGAUGUAGGGCAGGUAAUCUGAACCCGAUUUUACCAAGUUGAAUCAUCUGUUGUACCUGGAUGCGCUUGGAUUCUUUCGUAGUUAUUGAUAUUUUUUUUAAUGUA
Messenger RNA from Populus trichocarpa (black cottonwood), 7625 nucleotides. RefSeq lists its product as uncharacterized. The transcript has 51 exons. Gene Ontology annotation, cellular component: CCR4-NOT core complex; P-body. The record is from RefSeq and is a predicted model, not a curated record. Gene Ontology annotation, molecular function: molecular adaptor activity. Bases 211 to 7407 code for a protein of 2398 amino acids. Gene Ontology annotation, biological process: nuclear-transcribed mRNA catabolic process, deadenylation-dependent decay. Lineage: Eukaryota; Viridiplantae; Streptophyta; Magnoliopsida; Malpighiales; Salicaceae.